AUGCUCAUCUAUCAAAACAUCUUCAGCCACUUUCAAUGCAAUCUCGACUCCGUCAUCUCGGCCUCUCGGCAUCAGUACUCCGCCGCCUACGACAAUAUUAUUCCACCAUCGCACCUGACUUCUGCUGCUGCCAUUUCCUACCGCUUUCUCUGUUGUCAGCACAGAAGCGCCUCCAAAACCCCGUGUUAUAAAUUCCCCAAAUACCUGGACAAGCGACCAAAUCCCGUCUUCCGCCGCCGUAUUGAGUUGUACCUUAUUCUUCUUGCUGCUACGAUCACGAUGGCCAAGCCAAGAGUCGAAGGAAAGCGCGUAGCCAACCGAAAGGCUCCAAAUGCUGCAAAAAUGGCAAAGCAGGGCCGUGGGACGCAAGGUGGGGGGAAGCCAAAGCGACCGAGAGGUAGAUCGAAUCGCCUGGAAGCCAUUGAAGGGGCUGCGGACAAGCUAAAGGAUACUAGAGGCAGACCACGCAAACCACGACUUGGAGAAGAGGUGGAGGUGCUGGCGAAACAGCGAACGCAAGCCUCCUCUGAAGCCAAGAACAGCGAUAAAUAG
This is a messenger RNA of Verruconis gallopava, 552 nucleotides long. RefSeq lists its product as uncharacterized. The record is from RefSeq and is a predicted model, not a curated record. NCBI's taxonomy places the organism in Eukaryota, Fungi, Ascomycota, Dothideomycetes, Venturiales, Sympoventuriaceae. The transcript has a single exon. The coding region runs from base 1 to 552 and encodes 183 amino acids.